Molecule: messenger RNA, 1235 nt
Organism: Mytilus californianus (California mussel)
Lineage: Eukaryota; Metazoa; Mollusca; Bivalvia; Mytilida; Mytilidae
Product: fibrinogen-like protein 1
Exons: 5
Coding region: 96-1040 (314 amino acids)
Source: RefSeq, a predicted model, not a curated record
UGCUGUCCUGGUUUUAAUUGACUUAUCUAAUAAAAUGAUGUAACUGUGCGCAUAUAUACUUCAUUCUGCCUUGACUACUGGUGGAUAAAAGUAAAAUGUUUCUUACCUUCAUUAUCUAUGGAGCUGUUGUAAUAAAUUCAAUAUGCCAUGGAAUAUCGCAGAUAAAAAAUAAAAGGAUAUUUAAAACAGAAGCGGGACAAAGAAUUGUAUCAAGCCUUUUCACAAUAACAACUACUACUGUUUCUUCAACAGCAUGUGCCAGUCUGUGUACCAGCGACAAUGACUGCAAGACAGCAAGUUAUGAUGAUAUCACAAAACAAUGUAAAUUGGAUUCCGACUGUAACCCAACGACAGAAAAUUGGCAAAAUGGAAUUCUAAUUCGAUUAAGUAACAUUCCUGCUGAUUGCUCUGGAUUUCCGGAAGGAACUAUCGACGGGGUCUACACAAUUUCCGUAAAUAACGACUGUAUAUAUGUUUACUGUGAUAUGGUGGAUAAAUGGACGGUGAUACAAAGACGACAAGAUGGCUCAACAGAUUUCUAUAGAGACUGGUCGGAUUAUAAGAAUGGAUUUGGUAAUCUAUCAGGAGAAUAUUGGCUUGGUAACGACAACAUUUUCAGUAUUUUAAAUGGAAAGUCGUAUAGUUUAAGGUUUGACUUAGAAGACUGGUCUGGAGAGUGGCGCUAUGCUCAGUACGAGAUGUUUAGUAUAGCGGAUGAGUCGGCAGAUUACGAAUUAACAUUGGCAGGAUAUAGCGGGGAUGCUGGUGAUUCCAUGUUGGAUAGUUAUCAGCCAUUAAAUUUGAACGGACAGCGAUUUUCCACAAAAGAUCGCGACAAUGAUAAUGAUCCAAAUGGGCAUUGUGCUUUGACACAGAAAGGUGGAUGGUGGUACAAAUGGUGUACCUAUGCUAAUCCGAAUGGACUUUACUUUCUUGGAAAUGAGCCUGGGCACUCUGGUAUCUACUGGUAUCUAUGGAAUAAUUCAAUACCAUUCUAUCCCAUGAAAUCUGUUACAAUGAAGAUAAAACGUCUACCUUGAGGAAAAGGAUCUGCUACAAAUCGUUUGACGCCAUAGACGAUUUACCUGAAUUAACAAAGUGUACUUUGAUCUAAAUUUCUCUUUAUCACCUAAUAAUUUGUGUUUUCGUGAUUCGAGCAACGUUCAUUUCUUGUCAAUUUUUUUUUGUUAUUUUUUUUUUUUUUUUUUUUUUUAUAAUAAUCCUUUUCAUCGGAA